Molecule: messenger RNA, 2250 nt
Organism: Rotaria sp. Silwood1
Lineage: Eukaryota; Metazoa; Rotifera; Eurotatoria; Philodinida; Philodinidae
Source: the annotation of a GenBank genome assembly
AUGGUAAGAAACUAUAUAAGAAAAACUGAAAAGCCAAGCUAUACGGAAGAUGAUGUACAAAAUGCUGUUGAAAAAAUUCGUACGAAAGAAUGGACAUAUGAAACGGCUUCUAAUCUAACAAAUAUUCCCAUCGGUACACUUGCUUCUCGAAUAUCUCGAAAAUCAAAUCAACAAGUUGGUCGUCCUACAGCUCUGAGAAAAACAGAAGAAAAACAUUUAGUUGAUUUAAUUAUUACUUUACAAGAUUAUGGAGAAUUAUCAACAAGUGAUGAUGUAUUAAAAUAUGCAACUGAAUUUGUACAUAUAAUGAAUUUAAAAUCUCGAUUUAAAAAUGGUGAACCAACACGUGAUUGGUACUACGGUUUUAUAGCAAGAUGGAAGGACAAAUUGAAAAUAAUGAACAGCAGUAAAAUAGAAAAAGUUCGAGCUGAUGUUACAAUGAGUACCAUUGAUGAUUGGUUUGCUAAACUUCAUUCGGUCUUAUCAAAACUUGAUUUAUUUAAUAAACCUCAACAAUUGUUUAAUUGUGACGAAAGUGGUUUCCGGGAUGAUCCAGGAAAAAAGAAAGUUGUAGUUAGUCGACAAACUAAAUUUGCAAAUAAAAUUCAUACUGGUAGUGGUAAAGAAAAUACCACUGUAUUGUUAACCAUCAAUGCCAGUGGUGUUUGUUUACCACCGUAUAUAAUACAUAAAUCCAAAUGCCUGUAUGAUAUCUGGUGUCCUCGAAACGUGAUUCGUGGUGCUAUUUAUAACAGAACAGAAUCAGGAUGGAUUAAUGAGGACACCUUCUUUGAUUAUUUGAAAAAUAUGUUUAUACCACAAACAAAACAUAUUCCACGACCAAUUUUACUAAUAUUUGAUGGACAUACAUCUCAUUUAUCAUUGAAAACUGCACAGUUAGCAAUUGACAAUCAAAUUCAUUUACUCUGCCUUCCAGCUCAUGCUACGCACCUCCUUCAACCACUCGACGUUUAUACUUUGAAAUAUGUCAAGACACAAUGGCGUACUUUACUUUGGGAUUAUUACAAUAAAAAUGCUGGAAAAAAAUUAGAUAAACCGACUUUUAUUCGAUUAUAUGCUCAAUUAUAUAAUUAUGCAUUAUUACCAACACAUUGUUCGUCUGCUUUUGGGAAAGCUGGUAUUUUCCCGUAUGACCCUCGUGUCAUCAAACGUGAUAAAAUAAUAAAAACAUCAUCAAGUUCCACAGCACCAAAUAGUUUAUCUCGUUCAAAAUCUGUCGAAUUUGAUUACAAUGUUAUUGAAACAACAACGACAACGUCAUCGCCAGCAUUACACUCAAAUCGAAAUCGUCAAUUGGUUAAGCAUCCAUCCGAUCCAGUUCUUUUUUCUGGUUAUGAUGAGACAAAUAAAGAGAAGUCACGAACAUCAUCGAACUCGUACCAAAAUAUAAUAACUUCUCUUGAUAAUGCUCUUAGAGCAACUGAUUCAGUUAUCUUACCAUCAUCAAAUACUUCUAUUCAAUCGACAACAACCAAUCUGUUUUCGUCAAAUAACUUUGAUAUGUCAACAUCGAAUACGAAUCAUAAUUCAAUAGCUUUAUCAACAUCUACAAUUGAUACUUCAUUGGUUUCAUCGACAUCGAAUACAAAUGAUAGCUCAUUCGUUUUGUCUCAAUCGAUAGAAAAGGAUCGUACCUUGGGUGCUAUUGAGAUGAUCGUCAAGAAGCAUUUUUCUCAAGUAUCGACAACACGUCCAGCAAGAAAGAAGCGUCUAAUUCAUGGAGCAAAUGGUAGAUGUGUAACAGACCUUGACGAACUAGCAUUGACAGCAAUUAAAAAGAAGAAAACUACUGAAACCAAACUUACCAAAAACUGUUCGAAUAAAACCACCGUUACACAAAAACAAAAUGUACCAUCAACUACAGAUAUUUGUAAUGCUAAUAGAAUUAAUACAAAUAAUUCAACAAAUACAGCACCGAUUGGUACUCAAAAUGUUUCACUACCACCUAUUUCUUAUAUGUUACCAUCUAAUACUUCUUCACUGGUUCCAACAUUUCAGUCGAAUCCAGCAUCAUAUGUUCCUUUAUAUAAUACAUCAUCAACAUCUAUACAAUGCCAUUUAUGCUAUAAUUACAUUAAACCAGCAGAAAUGACCAGCAACUGCAAUCUUUGUCAUGGAAUUCUUUGUUGGGAAUGUAGUAGCACGAUGGACAAUAGCUAUCAACUUUGUCAAUUGUGUAGAGCGUAUUUUACAGGUCAACAGCAAAAUUAUUUUGCUUAUAAACAAUAG